Messenger RNA from Chaetomium strumarium, 667 nucleotides. RefSeq names its product 39S ribosomal protein L53/MRP-L53-domain-containing protein. Gene Ontology annotation, cellular component: mitochondrial large ribosomal subunit. Gene Ontology annotation, molecular function: structural constituent of ribosome. The record is from RefSeq and is a predicted model, not a curated record. Bases 204 to 500 code for a protein of 98 amino acids. The transcript has 2 exons. NCBI's taxonomy places the organism in Eukaryota, Fungi, Ascomycota, Sordariomycetes, Sordariales, Chaetomiaceae.
AGAUCCCGUCGCAAUCGAACUGCAACUGGCUAUCAACACCAAUUUUCCAAUUCGAGAUCGAGAUCACGGAACAUCCCACCCACGAACGACGCACCGAGCCCCUAUACCCAAACACCCCCGCCGCUUCCACUCUCUCCCGGAUACCACGACCCAAACCCCCUUCUUACAGCCUCCCUAAACCAGAGUGGUUGCAAGAAAGGAAAAUGAUCACCAGAUUCAUAACGGACGUAACGACGCGGUUCAACCCCUUCUCGCCCCGCGCCCGAUCCGCAAGGCUCUUUCUGUCCUUCUUGCCCCCGUCAGCCCGCGCGCAGGGCAUGAACAUCAAUGCACAGCUGCUGCCGCGGCAUUCGACGGAGCCGAGCACCCUCUCUGUUAAGUUCAAGGAUGGCAAGGAGAUGAAUCUCGACCCCGAGAGCAUGGGCAUUAAGAGCAUCAUCGAGGAAGUCGACCGGCACUCGCGCAUGCUGCAGAAGGAGGCCGAUCUCGCAGACGGCUGAAGAAUCUUUUUUUGGGGAGGCGCACUGUACAUCUAGAUGUAUCUUAUACAAUCUGCUUGUAUCGAUAGGAAGCAUUGGGAGGCGUUUGUGCGAUUUUUCACCAGGUCGGAAUAUACCACUUUAGGGGCUCAAAACACACAGCUAGGUCAAUGAGGCCACAGGGUGGA